Messenger RNA from Tribolium madens (black flour beetle), 5098 nucleotides. RefSeq names its product tyrosine-protein phosphatase 69D (gene Ptp69D). Gene Ontology annotation, molecular function: protein binding; protein tyrosine phosphatase activity. The record is from RefSeq and is a predicted model, not a curated record. NCBI's taxonomy places the organism in Eukaryota, Metazoa, Arthropoda, Insecta, Coleoptera, Tenebrionidae. Gene Ontology annotation, biological process: protein dephosphorylation. The transcript is spliced from 11 exons. Bases 172 to 4353 code for a protein of 1393 amino acids.
UGGCUUCUACAUCAACAAACUAAUGUCGGCAAACUUUAAAUGGAAAAUGUUAUGAUUUUAUGGUGUUAAAUGCGAAAAGAUGCAGUGUAUUAGUAGUUGGAGAUAAAAACCAGUGAUUCGUAGUAUUUUCGUGCUGUGAAACGUAGAUCUGUUCUCGAAAUUAAAGGCGCCAUGUUCUCAUGCCAAGCCCAUUAUUUUAGUAUUUUUUUAAUUGUUUGUGUUUUCUCGAAAUAUUAUGUAAAAUGUAACGCCGUUGAUCCUGAGGACGACGAAAGGGCUGUAACAAUAGAAGUAUUAAAUUAUAACCCAAACCAGUUGCCUUUUGGUGGAAAUGUGACGAUAAUUUGCAAGUCUGAAUGGAUUGACAGCUUUAUUUUGUGGACAUUUUGUGAAAAAAAUAUCACUGAUGGGGAAAAUGGGUUUAAACUUGAAAUGGAGAGCGAAAAUAUUAACACGCAAUCGGGUAAAAAAUCAGAAGUGUCAAUUUUGCAUAUUGUGAACCUGGAUCUGAAACAUAUAGGAGAAUAUACUUGUCACAGUACACACAAAAACGAGCUUGACUUAGACUUUUGUAAAAUAACAUUGAAUGUAACUCUGCCUGCACAAAUAGUACAAAUAUCACCUCCAAUUCAUACAAAACUCCACAAAGACAUCGAGUUGUAUUGCGUCAUUGAAGGAUAUCCUCUCGAGGAAAUAAAAUGGUUUAGAGAUAAUGAUUCAUUACCGGCUGAGCUGUGGUCAACAAAAACCCUAAACGACACUAGGAAAAACACAACUCUAACAAUCAAAGAAGUGACGAAAAAAGACAACGCGACUUACACAUGUGUGGCUUCAACCGGUCACAGUACUGCCAACGCAACUUCCGCUAUUCUAGUCCUAGACAAACCCCAAGUUAGUAUUGAAUUCGUCAAAGCGAUUGGAAUUGACAAAAUCUACUUUAACUGGACUGUUAAUGACGGCAACGACCCCGAAAACCUGCGCUACACCAUCCAAUACAUGUCAUCAGGCGACUCCACUUGGAUCUAUUUCCAGGAAGAAAUCGACGGGAAGAAACGCUCACAUGUCCUCAAGGGCAAUUUCAAAAACAACACCGAAUACAAACUGCGCAUCUUGGCCAAAAAUUCUGAAGGCAAAAGUCAGUAUUCCUACAGUGACCCGGUCCGCAUGUUGUCAGAAGAUCCGGUUUUUAUACCGGAAGUGAAAGUCACAGGAGUGACAGUAAGCUCAAUUACAAUCAGUUGGUCCACCCCAACGGAAGAUCUGAAAGACCACGUCCAGUAUUACACUCUUUAUUUAAAAACAAACAACUCGUCAUUUAAUGCAAUUCAUCCCGCUUCCAAGGAAAAUUACCACAUGUUUUCCGAGUUGGACCCCGCCACGACUUACUAUUUUCAAGUGGCUGCUUGUAGCGAGUAUAGUGGUAUUUGUGGGCCCCCUUCGGAAGUUGUCAAUGGGACAACAAUGGACGGCAUUUCCGGCCCACCCUUCAAACCCACAAUUCAAUGCAGGUUUGACAACAUCAGCCAAGUGUCAUUUGUUCACGUGACCUGGCAAGCACCAAUCAAACCUCACGGGAUCAUAAUCUCAUACAACGUUCAUUUAGAGGGCAGUGCGUCGUUUAUAAACGACCAAGGUUUGCUCGAGCACACCACGUGGGGUCCUAAAUUGAAAAGCGUCCGCGAAAACACCUUCAAUACAAGAUUUAACAACGUUUCGGCUAAUACCAACUACACUGUCAAGAUCAGUGGCGUAACACGUACCAAAAAGAACGGUGAAGCAGUCGAAUUGCACUGUACUAUGCCUUCGAUGUUACCCGAUAAACAAAAAUUGUCGCAAUUGUAUUGGUUGAAAAUGGAGGAGCAAGGAAAAUGGCUGUUUAAACUUCUUGUUCCUCGCGUUUCGGAACGUAACGGUCCGAUUUGUUGUUAUAGGAUUUAUCUAGUGCGCAUGGAAGAUCAACAGAAGUUAGCUGAAUUACCGGCGCCUGAAGAUUUGUCGAUUGUUUCGUACCAAGAGGCACAUCGGACGCCGAGAGGGGGUGCAUACGUCGCCGAAAUGUUCACGAGUGAAACAUUCCAAGGGGAGGUGUUUUUGGGGGAUGAUCAAGUUUUUAAUUUGACGAGUAACCAAUGUGAUGAGUGUAUUGGUUUGCGUCCGUAUAAUACACCCCGAGAGAUUAAAAAAGAUGAUAUUAAUAGUACAGUUAAUAGGGUGAGAAGGGAGGAACGGUUAAGUGACCCAUUGCCACCUUUUGAUGGCACACUUGAUAUUAGUAGUAAUUAUACUGGAUUUGUCGAGAUUAUAGUUUAUGGUAAUAGCACAAAAUCGUCGACGAUUGCGGCUUAUAGUAAUUAUUUAGUGAUGAUGAAUCCCGGGCCUGAAGUCGUAGCAGCCCCCUUGACCGGCACGUUAAGUCUAGUAGUUCAGAUUUUGUGCGGUUUGGUAAUGAUAGUGCUUCUACUAUUGGGGGCUUUAUGCAUUUUGCAUCAUUACACAAAACAAGCCCAUGCUCAAGCUGUGGAAAUCACAUUUAGGACCUCCCUCAGGCAUUUGUACAGGAGCCUACGGGGUCGUCAACGCUUAGUAUCUCUAAAUCCUCCCGAUAUGUGCCCCAUUAGCAAAGGGGAGCUCGUCUCAGCCUAUAUAGAGCGACACAGAGACUCAGAUUAUGGCUUCCAACAAGAAUUCGAAUUGCUACCUGAUAGAUUUUCCGAUCGGACGACUCGAGCGUCCGACGCAAGAGAAAAUGUUUACAAAAAUCGGUAUCCAGAUAUCAAGGCUUACGACCAGACUAGAGUCAAGUUAUCACAAAUUGAUAGUAUAGCAGGAUCCGAUUACAUAAAUGCAAACUUUGUAAUGGGGUACAAGGAACGAAAGAAAUUUAUUUGUGCACAAGGACCUAUGGAUACAACAGUGAACGAGUUUUGGAGGAUGAUUUGGGAACAACAUCUCGAACUGAUUUUAAUGCUCACUAAUUUAGAAGAAUAUAGUAAAACGAAAUGUGCGAAAUAUUGGCCUGAUAAAUGUGACGGUGAUAAGUGUUUUGGUGAUAUAACAGUUACUCAUGUACAGGAAACUAGAUACUCAGAUUAUAUAGUAAGAGAGUUAAGAAUCGCAAGAAAUGCCCCUGGGAAAGACAAGGAAGAACGACAAAUAACACAAUAUCAUUAUCUCGUCUGGAAAGAUUUCAUGGCACCGGAACAUCCAAACGGCAUUAUCAAAUUCAUAAAACGCGUCAAUGAGGCAUACUCGAUUGAGAAAGGGUGUAUUUUAAUCCAUUGUAGUGCUGGAGUUGGUAGAACUGGUACUUUAGUUGCACUAGACUGUCUAUUGCAACAGUUGAAAGAGGAGGAACAUGUAUCAAUUUUCAAUACAAUAUGCGAUUUGAGACACCAAAGAAAUUUCCUGGUUCAGUCAUUGAAACAAUACAUAUUUAUUUACCGCGCUCUAAUGGAAGUAGCUCAAUAUGGUGACACUGAAAUCAGUGCCAACGAAUUGAAAGUGACAGUAGACAAAUUAAGACAAUGUGAUAAAGACAAAGCGAAAUGUAAAUUAGAGGAGGAGUUUGAAAAUAUACUAAACGCUUUUGAGGACCGUAAAUCAUGCUCUGUUGCGAAAGGUGAUGAAAAUCGGGAAAAAAAUCGAUCAGACGUAGUCAUUCCAUAUGAUAGAAACAGGGUUAUAUUAACCCCACUAUCGGGCAAGGAACAUUCCACUUACAUAAAUGCAUCAUUUAUCGAAGGUUACGACAAUACCGAAUCGUUUAUUAUAACACAAGAUCCGACAGAAUCGACCAUUAAUGAUUUUUGGAGAAUGAUCUCCGAGCAAGGAAUUAGUGUUAUUGUUAUGUUGUCAGAAUUAGGCGAAAAUAAAUGUCCCCGAUAUUGGCCGGAUGAAGACGAAGGGACUUACGACCACAUUACUGUCAGAUACGAACAAGCAGAAAGUUGUCCUUAUUACACAAGACGCGAAAUGUACAUCAAAAGUCGCGAUUGUGAAGAUCAGAGAGUCAUACAUUUGCAGUAUCAUGGAUGGCCCACUGUUGACGGCGAGGUGCCCGAGGUGACGAGAGGGUUGACUGAGCUCGUCGACCAGUCGCAGUCGGCUUUGGUCCACAAUGACUGUUCGCCCUCUAUGGUGGUCCAUUGUAGUUUAGGGUCGGAUAGGAGUUCAAUGUUUGUCGGACUGACGAUUCUUGUCCAACAAUUACGGACUGAAAAACGUGUCGACGUGUUUACAGUAACGCGAAAAUUGCGUUCGCAAAGAAACGGACUUAUAAGUUCAUACGCGCAGUAUGAAUUUCUACAUCGAGCUAUUGUAAAUUAUGCAGAAUUGCACGGACUUUGUGACUAAUAUGUUAUUCUUGGUGCCAUAUGAGUUUUUUAUAUUCCAUUUGAAAGAAUUCCACAAUUGAUAAUCUUACUAUUUAGAUAUUUUUAUAAGUAACAUGAAGAAUUGUAAGUCGUUUUUUAUAUAUUUGUUUCUAGUUGAAAGCCAAAAUAGUUUUUAUUUUAAUUGAAAAACCAAAGUUUGUGGUCUCGUUUAGGAAAUUAUUGUCGAAUUUAGAUUAAGGACAAGCAGCUUUGCUCAAAUAUGAUUGUGUCUAAUCACAAAUCAGUUGCAUCACACGGGAAAAUCGGUGUUUAAGUGAUCUCCAUUUUGGUAGAUAGUCGAUAGUGUAGUGAUUUUUGAAGUGUUGCGUGCAACUGAAACACAAAUUUGUUUAUGUAAGCAAUAAAUGGGGGAUUAUUUUCACACUUGUGCUUUUUAACGGAUUAUUUAUUGACACUUCACUGAAAUUUUAUUAUAGGAAAAUAAUACUGAUAUAGCCUGCUUAAUAUUGUAGUGCUUUUGUUUACUAAAUGUACUGUGUAAAAACUAAAAUAUUUUAACAUUGUGUAUGUCAGUUUGUAUGUCAUAAAAUUUGUGUGUAUAUACUUUAAGAUCAUUUGCUCUUUGUAUUUAGGAAACAAAAUUAAGACUGUACAUGCAUCUAUUGCAAUGAAGAUAUUUAUUUAUUAUAUACAUUCUUUUAUUUGUUCUCUCAGUUUUUAUGCUACUUUUUUCAAUGAGUAAAACAAAUAUAAUUUCAUGCGUA